UCAUUGCAAAAACAUGAAACUUUCAAACUCAUUGCAGCCAUCAUGUCUAUGUUUCCUCUUGAUUGCAUUUCUAGAAUUCAUGUCUGCUUUUGGAAAUUCCGACACUUACAUUAUUCAUAUCGAUUCAUCUGCCAUUCCCAAAGCCUUUUCUAGCCACCAAAAUUGGUACUUAUCCAUGUUGUCCUCUGCAUCCGAUCGACCUCUGCAAGGCUUUGCUACUUCGUCUUCGUCUAAACUUCUGUAUUCUUACACGAAUGCGAUUAAUGGUUUUAGCGCCGUUCUUUCGCCGACGGAACUCGAAGCCGUCAAGCAUUCGCCGGGAUACGUUUCUUCGACUAGAGACACAAUGGUUGAAAUGGACACAACCUCGUCAUUCCGGUUCCUCGGCCUUAAUCCCAACGGCGGGGCGUGGCCGGUUUCCGGUUACGGCGAGGACGUCAUAAUCGGCAUGGUGGACACCGGAGUUUGGCCGGAGAGUAAGAGCUUCGACGACGACGGGAUGAGCGACGUCCCGUCGAGAUGGCGCGGCGAAUGCCAGAGUGGAUUCGACUUCAACUCGUCGACGUGCAAUAAGAAACUCGUCGGCGCGCGGUAUUUCAACAAAGGGCUACUCGCAAGGAAUCCCAACAUGACCGUAUCGAUGAACUCAGCCCGUGACGUCGACGGGCACGGAACGCACACCUCGUCCACGGCCGCGGGGAGUUACGUCGACGGCGCAAAUUACUUCGGCUACGCAACGGGGACGGCUCGAGGAAUGGCGCCGAGGGCGCGAUUGGCGAUGUACAAAGCAUUGUGGCAAGAAGGGUCGUAUGUCUCCGAUAUCGUCGCCGCCAUCGACGGCGCCAUCGCGGACAGCGUCGACGUAUUGUCCAUAUCAUUAGGCGUCAACGGCGCGCCGUUGCAUGGCGAUCCCGUGGCUAUAGCGACGUUCGCCGCGAUGGAGAAGGGUAUUUUUGUCUCGACUUCAGCCGGUAACUUGGGGCCAGAUUUGUGGUCGUUGCACAACGGGAUCCCGUGGGUUCUAACAGUGGCUGCCGGAACGAUAGACCGGAGCUUUCUAGGGACUAUAGCUCUCGGAAACGGGGUGUCUGCCACAGGGUUGUCGCUCUACCACGGAGACUUUGCGUCGACGGAAUCGCCAAUGGUUUUCCUCGACGGUUGCAACGAUAACAGCGCGUUCAAAUCAAUGGAGGGCAAGAUCGUCGUGUGCUUGGACACACAAGACACGUUGAGCCAACAAGUGUACUUAGCCGAGAACGCUAAGCUCGCCGGCGGAGUCUUCAUUACAAGCGACGACGACGUAUCCUCGUACAUUAAGGCCUCGUUCCCGGCGAUCUUUCUUACCCCCGAGCAAGGACAAAGCGUGUUGGAAUACAUCAAGACCGACGCGAAGGCUAGAGCGACGUUUAAGUUCCAACAAACGGUGACUGGGACAAAACCAGCGCCGAAGCUCGCGAGCUACAGUGCAAGAGGGCCGUCGAUGAGCUGUCCACAUGUCCUAAAACCCGACAUUAUGGCUCCCGGCGAUCUCAUACUCGCUUCAUGGCCUUGGAACAAACGGAUAACCUCGGAUGCUUCUGGAAAACUCUUGCAUUCCUUCAACAUUCUGUCAGGAACAUCGAUGUCCUGCCCUCAUGCAUCCGGAAUUGCUGCCCUGAUUAAAGGCACGCAUCCGAAUUGGAGCCCGGCCGCCAUUCGAUCCGCCUUGAUGACAACUUCUUACAUCAUCGACAACUCCGGUAGCGUUAUUAAGGAUGUCGGAUCGAAGGACAAGCCGGCUAAUCCAUUCGGCAUGGGAGCCGGCCAUGUCGACCCGGACAGGGCACUCGAUCCGGGGCUCGUCUACGACGCCGAGAAAGAAGAUUACAUCAAACUUAUAUGUGCAAUGAACUUCACAUCAAGUCAAAUCCAAUCCAUUACACGUUCGAAUUCUUACAGCUGCUCGAAUGCAUCGCUCGACAUGAACUACCCUUCCUUCAUCGCCUUCUUCGAUGGAAAGACUAAUGAUUCUGUGACAAAAGUUUUCGAUAGAGUUGUGACGAAUGUUGGGAAUUCGAAAUCGAUUUACACAGCGAGAUUGACGGGUUUGGGAGGAUUGAAAGUUACCGUUAGGCCUGAGAGGUUGGAGUUCAGUAAGAAGUAUGAAAAGAGAGGAUUCAGAUUAAGGGUAGAAGGUUCGGACAGGAUGAAAGAAUCCAUGGUUUAUGGUUCAUUGACUUGGGUCGAAUCCAAGGGUCGACACCACGUCAGGAGUCCCAUAGUUGCUACGAACAUGGAUGGUUCGAUCGAUCAAUAAUAAUUUCUGUCUGUGACUUUGCUUUCAGACACAGCUGUGCGAAAUGGGUGGGGUUGUUUCAGUGAAGAAGACAAGAUGAUAAAGACAUCAUCGUCAUCAACGCUGCUGUUAAAUUACAACAAUUUGGUCCCAACUAAUUAGGGUAACUGUUAUAAUUAGUAUUAUCGUAUGUUUUUUGCUGUUAGUUGGUGAUCUAACAUCUCCAAUCGUGUGUCGGUGCUGUCGUCUUGAAUUUUUAUAAAUUAAUUGGACAAAUUUAGGUUAAA
Molecule: messenger RNA, 2562 nt
Organism: Andrographis paniculata
Lineage: Eukaryota; Viridiplantae; Streptophyta; Magnoliopsida; Lamiales; Acanthaceae
Product: subtilisin-like protease SBT3
Exons: 1
Coding region: 14-2296 (760 amino acids)
Biological process (GO): proteolysis
Molecular function (GO): serine-type endopeptidase activity
Source: RefSeq, a predicted model, not a curated record